CCGCGCAGUCGCUCGGCGGGCCAUGGAGGCGGGCGGCGGGGCCGGGGCGCGGCGCUCCGCGCUGCUGCUGCUCCUGCUGGCGGCGGCGCUGGGCGGCGAAGCGGAGGCGGAGGAGCCGCGCCCGGCGCGGCAGCGCGGGGACGAGCAGUGCCAUUACUACGCGGGCGGGCAGGUGUACCCCGGGGAGGCGGCCCGGCUGCCCGUCUCCGACCACUCGCUGCACCUCAGCCAGGCCAAGAUCUCCAAGCCAGCACCUUACUGGGAGGGAACAGCAGUCAUUAAUGGAGAGUUUAAAGAGCUGAAGCUAACAGAUUAUGAAGGAAAAUAUCUUGUCUUCUUCUUCUAUCCUCUUGACUUUACAUUUGUCUGUCCAACUGAAAUCAUUGCCUUCAGUGACCGAAUUGAAGAAUUCAGAGCAAUAAAUACUGAAGUAGUAGCAUGUUCUGUGGACUCAAAAUUCACUCACUUAGCAUGGAUUAAUACUCCUCGUAAACAAGGAGGACUUGGACCAAUGAAGAUUCCCCUUCUUUCUGAUCUGACACACCAGAUUUCAAAGGAUUACGGAGUGUAUCUGGAAGAUCAAGGGCAUACACUUAGAGGCCUUUUCAUUAUUGACAAUAAGAGAAUCCUUCGACAGAUCACAAUGAACGACCUUCCUGUUGGGAGAUCAGUGGAUGAAACACUUCGUUUAGUACAAGCAUUCCAGUACACAGACAAACAUGGAGAAGUUUGCCCUGCUGGUUGGAAACCUGGCAGUGAAACAAUCAAACCAGAGGAAGCCAUGAGAGUGUGGUGGCCAAGGGAAGAACUAUAAUUCCAGAUCCAGCUGGAAAACUGAAGUAUUUUGAUAAACUAAACUGAGGCUCACUUCUGUUGAAUUCCGUAGGUCACAUUCAGCCUGAUUUUUGCCAAUAAAAUUUCAUUAAUUUUGGUA
Molecule: messenger RNA, 934 nt
Organism: Taeniopygia guttata (zebra finch)
Lineage: Eukaryota; Metazoa; Chordata; Aves; Passeriformes; Estrildidae
Gene: PRDX4
Product: peroxiredoxin 4
Biological process (GO): response to oxidative stress; hydrogen peroxide catabolic process; cellular response to stress
Cellular component (GO): cytosol; endoplasmic reticulum
Molecular function (GO): thioredoxin peroxidase activity
Source: RefSeq, a predicted model, not a curated record